AUGGCCAAGGAAGCCACUGCUAAGACCGGCCUCGCCGUUGGCCUCAACAAGGGUCACAAGACCACUGCUCGUGUCGUCAAGCCCCGCGUCUCCCGCACCAAGGGCCACCUGAGCAAGCGCACCGCCUUUGUCCGCGAGGUCGUCAAGGAGGUUGCUGGCCUCGCUCCCUACGAGCGCCGCGUCAUUGAGCUCCUCCGCAACUCGCGCGACAAGCGCGCCCGCAAGCUCGCCAAGAAGAGGCUCGGUACCUUUGGCCGUGCCAAGAGAAAGGUCGACGAGCUCCAGGCCGUCAUUGCCGACUCCCGCCGUACCGCUCAUUAA
Molecule: messenger RNA, 321 nt
Organism: Cordyceps militaris CM01
Lineage: Eukaryota; Fungi; Ascomycota; Sordariomycetes; Hypocreales; Cordycipitaceae
Product: 60S ribosomal protein L36 (TRP36)
Exons: 3
Coding region: 1-321 (106 amino acids)
Biological process (GO): cytoplasmic translation
Cellular component (GO): ribosome; cytosolic large ribosomal subunit
Molecular function (GO): structural constituent of ribosome
Source: RefSeq, a predicted model, not a curated record